GGAAAAAUGUCAGGCAAAUCUGAGGCUGAAAGCUUGAUUCCAAGGUUCAGGAUCGAAAGACUCCUCAAUCAAGACCAAAAUGACCGCCGGAUUUCAAUUUUAGGCUCUAUUGAUGACCAGCCUGGCGUCCUGAUCAUCGAGAGAGCAGCCUUCGUUGCAGAUAUCGGCUCCCUCAAGGCGUUCCAUGCGGCAUUGGGCAAUGUCACAAACCUGGGCGCGAACGACAUUUACCGCUGGUAUAUGGCCUCUUCAGGCCAAAACCACGUCAAUCCACCAGACCUUAAGCUUAACCUGAUAUGGCCUUGUACCGAGCAACACGUUCUAAAAUACUCUGCCCAGAACGUUCGGAUGGUCACGGAGACCCCGGAAAUAUAUCAAAAAUAUGUUAGGCCCUAUAUGCAGGAGAAACGGGGCAACGGUCGCCUGAACUGGGUCUUCAACAUCAUUGAAGGACGCAAGGAGCAGGAAGAUGUGCUUUACCGGGAAUCCGAUCCUGAAGAGGGAUUCCUACUUUUACCCGAUCUUAACUGGGACAGGAAGACUAUUGGCACAUUACGCUUGCUGGCUCUAGUAGAGAGGAGAGAUAUCUGGAGCAUGAGAGACUUGAGAAAAUCUCAUGUCGUUUGGUUGAAGCAAAUGCGCCAGAAGCUUCUCGAGGCAGUUGUUAAAGUGUACCCUGAGCUCGACACCGAUCAGCUCAAGCUUUACAUUCAUUACCACCCGACUUACUAUCACUUACACAUUCAUGUUGUGAAUGUCAUGCUUGAAGCCGGAACCACCCAGUCGACAGGGAAGGCCUUUGGGUUAGAAAACCUGAUUUCUCAAUUAGAUGCAAUGGCAGGAGAUGCAGACGCAAGCAUGGCAGACGUGGCCGUCUCCUUUUUCCUUGGAGAAUCGAGCGAGUUAUGGACGAGCAUCUUUGGGCCUUUGAAACGAGGCGAAACGCCGAAUUCUGGGCAUUGACACCGCAUCGCCUCUAAUACCACCAGUCUUUAAGUGAUUCAAGUGAACUCUUUGUUUUAUAGAGAUACC
This is a messenger RNA of Coccidioides posadasii C735 delta SOWgp, 1032 nucleotides long. RefSeq lists its product as uncharacterized. Gene Ontology annotation, cellular component: nucleus; P-body. The record is from RefSeq and is a predicted model, not a curated record. Gene Ontology annotation, molecular function: hydrolase activity; RNA 7-methylguanosine cap binding. NCBI's taxonomy places the organism in Eukaryota, Fungi, Ascomycota, Eurotiomycetes, Onygenales, Onygenaceae. Gene Ontology annotation, biological process: deadenylation-dependent decapping of nuclear-transcribed mRNA.